UAUUUUUCCCGUGUCUUUGCCUCGUCUUCCUCCCCGCUCCAUCCCUCCCCGAAAUUUCAAAUCCUCCGCCGCCGCCGCCCACCUCGCCGCCGUCCUCCUCCUCCUCCUCCGCCGACGAUGGAGAAGAUCUCCGUCGCAGUCCGCUUCCGCCCGCCGACAACCGCCGCCCCAGCGGCGGACCAGUCCCCCUCCUCCACCGGCGGCGACCGCGAGUGGCGCGUCGACGACGACACCCGCAUCACCCUCCUCCACCGCAGCGCCCCCGUCCCCGGCGCCUCCUUCGCCUUCGACCACGUGUUCGACGGGGCGGCCACGAACGAGCGGAUCUACGGCGUGCUGGUGCGCUCCCUCAUCCGCGCCGCGGUCGACGGGUUCAACGGCACCGCCUUCGCCUACGGCCAGACCAGCAGUGGGAAGACGUUCACCAUGAACGGCUCCGCCGACCACCCAGGCAUCAUCCCGCUCGCCGUCCGCGACGUCUUCGACACCGCGCGCGAGGUCUCGGACCGCGAGUUCCUCAUCAGGGUCUCCUACAUGGAGAUUUACAACGAGGAAAUCAAUGACCUCUUGACGCUCGGGAGCGAGAAGCUGCCGAUUCAUGAGAGCUUAGAGCGUGGUGUCUAUGUGUCUGGGCUACGGGAGGAAAUUGUGAACAGUGCCGAGCAAGUGUUUAAGCUCUUGGAGCUUGGAGAAGCAAAUAGGCAUUUUGGGGAGACAAAUAUGAAUGUGCGGAGCAGCAGAUCACAUACUAUUUUCAGAAUGGUCAUUGAAAGCAGCGCAAAGAACCACAUGGAUUCUGGAGAUGCUAUCCGUGUAUCUGUCUUGAAUUUGGUGGAUUUAGCUGGUUCAGAAAGAAUUGCCAAGACCGGAGCUGGAGGUGUGCGUCUCAAGGAGGGAAAGCAUAUUAACAAAAGCUUGAUGAUUCUUGGGAAUGUCAUCAAUAAGUUGAGUGAGAAUGGAAAGCAAAGAGGGCACAUCCCCUAUCGUGAUAGUAAGUUGACGCGCAUUUUACAACCUGCACUUGGAGGCAAUGCAAAAACAUCAAUCAUUUGCACUGCUGCUCCUGAGGAGAUUCAUGUUGAGGAAACCAGAGGAACUCUUCAAUUUGCAAGUAGAGCAAAAUGUGUCAGCAACUGUGCUCAAGUGAAUGAGAUUUUAACAGAUGCAGCUCUGCUGAAGAGGCAAAAGCAGGAAAUAGAAGAACUUCGCAAAAAGUUGCAGGGUUCUCAUUCCGAAGUGUUGGAGCAGGUUAUACUAAAGCAGCGCAAUGACAUGCACAAGUCUGAACUUGAGCGUGAUCGACUAGCAAUGGAACUUGACGAAGAAAGGAGGUUAAGGGAAACACUAGAGCACCGUUUGGCUGAGCAACAAAAAAUGUUAGAUGGCAUUAGCAAUACCAGCAUAUCACCAGAUCAGUUCACUGAUUCUAUCCAGUUCGAAUCAUUAAAAACUCCAACUUCUAAAGAGAGACCAGCUGAGUUUGUUGCAAGUCGUGCGAACUAUUCAAAGGAUGUAGAAUUCAGCCCAAUACCAGAAAAUUUAGGGACUGUAGCUGAUGAGGACCUCUGGAUGCAGCUGAACAAGGGGUGUGUUACUGAUCUCGAAAUGCUUGAGAUGACACCUGGUUUCAAAUGUGCGCCAUCCCUGGCAGAUGAUAAAGCAUCAGUUGCAACUCCAGACGAGGAACCAAUCGACGCAAGAUGCCAAAGGCUAGAGAAGGACUGCACCGCCGAUAGGCAGCAGCUGGAGGAUUCAAAGGCGUGGCGCGCGGCGCUCGAGGAGGAGCGCGACACGCUGAAGAGAGAAAACUCGUCCUUACUGGAUGCGCUCGCCAAGGCGAGGCAGGACGCCGACCAUCUCGUCGCCGACAGGCUGGAGGCGCUCAGGGAGCUGGACAUGGAGAAGAGCAGGAUGGAUGAGCUCAAGCAGGAGAUCAAGCUCUUCAGCCAGGCCUUCUCGCUGAGGCAGGGGCAGCUCACCUCCCUGUACACCAAGUCCAAGGCCAUUGUGGAGAACUGCAAGACGUCCCAGUUGGCCUUGCCCUGAUGUUUCUUCCUCUUCUUCUUCAGCAGCAACUGCAGAGAAGCGUGUUACGCAUUCGAUCCAUCUGCAACCAAUUCUUAAAUUGCAGAUUGUGUAGUGUAUUUGUUUGCUGUACGUGUGUGCUGGAUUAGAUUGCGUGGUAUUACGAGCCGUGUGCAAAGCUCCUGUGAAGUAGUAGUGUAUACCGAAAAAAAAAACAUUGCUAUUGUUUGUGAUUUGGAGGACAUCAGCUAUGCGUUUUGGUUAGCGUUCUGGAAGUGUCAAGCUGUAUUUGACCAGUGGAAACGCCGUGUUUGUUUUAGCGGCACAAACCAGAAUCAGAUUGCCAUCAAUGUACCAUAACAUUUCAUACCAGAAUCCGAUCAGUCUUGAAAUUUUUAUUGUUGGCA
Molecule: messenger RNA, 2432 nt
Organism: Oryza sativa Japonica Group (Japanese rice)
Lineage: Eukaryota; Viridiplantae; Streptophyta; Magnoliopsida; Poales; Poaceae
Source: RefSeq, a predicted model, not a curated record